AUGGCCAGUGCGACCCCCGAUGAGAAGUCAGUUGGCCGUGACACGCUGCCAGAGAGCACAUCUCCCCACAGAUCCCCAACCCGCUUGGCUGAUGAUCUGCCGUCUGAGGAAGAUGAAGUCAAAACCAGCAUUCUUCUGAUGGGGUGGACGCUGGGUGGAAUCAUAGCCAGCCUCAUGUUAGGCGUUUUCUGCAUGGCGUUGGAUAAUACCAUCAUCUCCGUCGCCAUUCCCAAAAUCACGACUGACUUUCACAACCUCAACGAUGUGGACUGGUAUGCCUCGGCGUAUCUACGGUGA
Messenger RNA from Aspergillus thermomutatus, 297 nucleotides. RefSeq lists its product as uncharacterized. The record is from RefSeq and is a predicted model, not a curated record. Gene Ontology annotation, biological process: transmembrane transport. NCBI's taxonomy places the organism in Eukaryota, Fungi, Ascomycota, Eurotiomycetes, Eurotiales, Aspergillaceae. Gene Ontology annotation, molecular function: transmembrane transporter activity. The coding region runs from base 1 to 297 and encodes 98 amino acids. The transcript has a single exon.